This is a messenger RNA of Mytilus californianus (California mussel), 4203 nucleotides long. Its product is annotated as deoxyribodipyrimidine photo-lyase-like. Gene Ontology annotation, molecular function: deoxyribodipyrimidine photo-lyase activity. The transcript is spliced from 10 exons. Lineage: Eukaryota; Metazoa; Mollusca; Bivalvia; Mytilida; Mytilidae. The coding region runs from base 90 to 1937 and encodes 615 amino acids. The record is from RefSeq and is a predicted model, not a curated record. Gene Ontology annotation, biological process: photoreactive repair.
UGUCUCCCCUAAAAUUGUAUAACAGCUGAUCGUGUGUUGUGCUUCCUAAGGUUCUGCUGCUGCUGUCUACUAAAAGAAUUUCAUUGUCAAUGUUAUGUGAAUUCAUUACUUGUUAUAAAUACACCGGUUUGUUAUACAGAUUCAUGUUGAGAAAUAUUGGACGUCUUUUGGAUCAUACUCAUUCAUCACUUAUCUGCACAACUUUAAAGCAGACCUAUUUUGCCUUAAAAACAAGACAACUUUCAUUAACAGCACUUGAGCUCUCAUCUAAAAAUUUAAGAUCAGUUCUGUUCAACUCUCAAUUGUUUUAUAGUGAAAUAUAUUUAGAAUUUGCACAUCAUAAUGCAAGUGUAAGACAACUUCAAGUCAGAUUUUCUACAUCUAUAACUAAAAACAGAAUGGCUGAAAAAAAAGAAUUGUCUGCAAAACGUAAAAUGGAUACUGAGGGUACUCCUCCAACAGAAAAAAAGCAAAAAUUGGAAACAAGUGACAUCAAAUCAGAUGACUUUAUUGAUAAAAUUUCAGCAAAUAGGAGCAAUGUCUGUAAAUCAAUAUCUGAAUUUAAAUUUAAUAAGAAGAGGGUGCGUGUAUUAUCAAAGGUAAAAGAUUUUCCUGAGGAUAGUCAAGGAGUUGUAUACUGGAUGUCAAGGGAUCAAAGAGUUCAAGAUAAUUGGGCUUUCCUGUAUGCACAGAAACUUGCAUUGAAGAUGGAAGUACCAUUGCAUGUUUGUUUUUGUCUAGUACCAAAGUUCUUAGAAGCAACUAUAAGACAUUACCAUUUUAUGAUGGAGGGUCUGAAAGAAGUUGAACAAGAUUGCAAUAAGUUGGAAAUAUCUUUCCAUUUAUUGAUUGGUUAUGCCAAAGAUGUGUUGCCACAGUUUGUUACAGAUCAGGAUAUUGGUGGUGUAGUGACAGAUUUCUCUCCCUUACGUACGCCGAUGCAGUGGGACGAUGAUGUCACAAAAGCCAUACCUAAAAAUAUACCAAUUUGUCAGGUAGAUGCACAUAAUAUAGUACCUUGCUGGGAAGCUUCACCAAAACUUGAAUAUGGAGCUAGAACAAUCAGAAAUAAAAUCCAUAAUCAGCUGUCUGGUUACUUAACAGAGUUUCCCCCUGUUUGUGUUCACCCUUAUACUCCCAAACAGAAACCACAGGUCAUUGAUUGGACAAAAAUUGAGGCUAGUUUGACAGUUGACAGAACAGUUGGACCAGUAGAUUGGGCAACACCAGGUUCAUUGGCUGGUUUACGCAUGCUGGAAUCUUUUUGUAAAGAAAGACUUAAGUAUUUUUCAAAAGAUCGAAAUAAUCCAAAUAAGACAGCUUUGAGUAAUUUAUCCCCAUGGAUUCACUUUGGUCAGAUCUCAGUUCAGCGAUGUAUUCUAACUGUUAAACAGUACAGAAGUAAAUACAAGGAGGGAGUGGAGGCUUAUAUAGAGGAAGCUAUAAUAAGAAGAGAGCUAGCUGAUAAUUUCUGUUUUUACAAUAAAAAUUAUGAUUCAAUAGAAGGUGCUUAUGACUGGGCUAAAACAUCACUGAAGUUGCAUGAAAAAGAUAAACGGAAGUAUUUAUACACUAGAGAACAGCUAGAAAAAGGUCAAACUCAUGAUGACCUUUGGAAUGCUGCACAGAUUCAGAUGGCAAUAGAAGGAAAGAUGCAUGGAUUCUUGAGAAUGUAUAGGGCCAAGAAAAUCUUAGAAUGGACAGGAAGUCCAACAGAAGCUUUAGAGACGGCAAUCUAUCUCAAUGACAGAUUUAAUUUAGAUGGCAGAGAUCCUAAUGGCUAUGUUGGCUGCAUGUGGUCAAUUUGUGGAAUCCAUGAUCAGGGAUGGAAGGAAAGAGAAAUUUUUGGAAAAAUUCGCUACAUGAAUUAUGAAGGUUGUAAAAGAAAAUUUGAUGUUGCUGGUUUUGUUAGAAAGUAUAGAGGAAAAAAAUUGUAAAUUUCCAACAAAUGACAGAAGGAAGAAAAUCUGGAUCCAUGGAAAAUAUUUCUGUAAAUUUAGACUUUAGCUUAAAUCCUGUUGGUCUCACCUAUAUAUCAAACAACUUGGUAUCAGAUGUCAUUCAAGUAAAGUCAGAAUAAAAGGAGAAUGUAUUGCCAUCAUACAUGAUAUUACUUUGGUCAUAUCUAAACAAACAAAUAGAAAAAAAACAUACUUUGAUUAUAAUCUUGCUAUUUUGAAAUCAGCUUACUGUAAAUUCAGAAAUUAUUGCGUGCAUUUAUUAUUGCAAUUUUUCAGAAAUAACAAUAAUGCAAGAUUACCUCGCAAUAAUUUCUGAAUUUACAGUAACUAUGUUUUAUUCAUUGCAGAAAUGAUACCAAUGAUUUUUUUUGUUGUUUUCAGUACACAAUUUCAAUGUUUGUUAAAAUGAAGGCAGCUUUAGUAGAAAAGUAUAUCUCUGUUUGCAUGUCAUCAGAAGUAAGAAUGAGGAUAUGAAGUUUGCAUGUGUUCUAAUUACUAGUAUUCAUUAUAUAUUUUGUUUUAUUUUAUUAUCCUAUUGAUAUUCAUCAUAAAUAGUUUGUUACUUUUUAUUUUUUUGUAUGUUAAGUCUGUUUAUAUUAAGUUUUCUAAACACAGAACAGAACUUUCAGAAAUACAGUCUAGCUAUAGUGUCUGCUUUUAACUUAACUGGCUACAAAACUGAAAUGAAUAAGUCUACUGUAAAUUCAGUAAUUAUUGUGGUUUUUAUUAAUGCAAAAAAUUGGACAGUUUAAGGUUCACAAUAAUCCACACUCACAUUCAUAAUUUUCGUAGUGAUUUUCCUUUACAAGUUUUUACAAUCACAUAAUUUAUAUCUUGCAUUUUUGCCAGUAGUCAGAGAUUUGCAAUAAUGGAUGCAUGCAUUAAUUUCUGAAUUUACAGUUUUUAGUUGAGUUAUUUUUAUAAACCAACCAAGAUAUAUCUGUUGACAUCGUAAUGUUUUGUUUUUAAAUACUUACCCUCUUGGCAAUAUUGUCUGUAGUUGGAGAAUGUAUCCUAUUGUUAUUUGACGUAUACAAUUAUCCUUUUGUAAAUAUUAGAUGAGAUUUUUGUUUUUAGAUUGGAGAAACUAAAUAAACUAAUAGUUUUGAUUGAUCUAUUUGAAAACCAUUUAAAGCCAACUUUGGUUAAGAUUUAGGUUUACUGGUCUAAUUAUUUUUAUGCUGUUGAUUUUCUCUCAAAUUAAUAUGGAGAUUCCGACAGAAACUGCUUCAAUAGUUAAACAUGUACAGGAUAAAUAAAUGAAGAUACAUGUCAAUGAGACUGUAACACAAGGAAUAUCAACACAAUGCCAAGAUAAAUUAUAUUUUUGAUGUUAUUGCUGUGAAAAUAUUUGGAAGUCACCACCAGGUUUGUUUUUAUUUCAGUACAAAUCAAUUAGUCUCGAAACACAGAGUAAAACAGAUAUAUAGAGUGAAUAAAUGGUAAAAUGACAAAAUAACCAUUGUUUCUUGUUUUUUAUAUAGGUUAGACCAUUGGUUUUCAUGUUUAAAUUGUUUGACACUAGUCGUUUUGGGGCCCUUUAUUGCUUGCUGUUCGGUGUGAGCCAAGGCUCCGUGUCGAAGGCCAUACUUUGACCUAUAAAGGUUUACUUUUUACACAUUGUGACUUGGAUGGAGAGUUGUCUCAUUGGCACUCAUACCACAUCUUCUUAUUUAUAUUCAUACAUAUUAAACUGAAACAUAAAUGAUUAAGACAGCAAAAACAAAUCUGGUUACCACCUAACAUAUUCAUAUCAUUAAAACGACAAUAACAUUUCAUAUUGAAAGAAAAUUCUAAAGACAGAAUUUGGAGAAAUUGCUAUUUAAAGUGACAAAACUGCAUUUUUCACUAUUUUUUUAUACAUUCUAUACAUUUAUAGAUCUUUUUCAUAAAUUUCUAAUUGAUUGUAUCUCUGAAAUGCAUUUAAAUGUUCAUUCAAAUCUGAAAAAAGGCCCAAAUACAUAUACUUCACUUCAUAUAAUCAUGUAAUUCACAAAGUUUCAUACACAAUUAAUUCACAGUAUAUUUUAUGGAUAUUUUUACAAUAUUUUUGAUUAAUUUUCAUUAUAGCAAGAUAUAUGUUACUUCUUAUUAGACUAAAUCUGAUUUGAGAUUAUUUACAUACAAGAUACCUAUUAUGAUUGUUUGACUAGGAUACCCAUAUAUAAGUGUUAGUGACUUUUAAUGUAAAUAAACAUUUUUGUAUUGUAAUAUAAAAGUAAUAAAAUAUGAUGUUCAGUAA